AUGUCUGAAACCGCCGAAAUCGCCCAUGCCAUCGCUGGUGCCGGUGGUGGAGCGUUGGCCAUGAUUGUCACGUAUCCUUUGGUGACAUUAUCGACAUUGGCUCAAACAGCACAAAAGAAGAAGAGUCAGGAACCAAGUAAGGCUCCGAAGUCAUCUAUAAGUUUGACCACGAGAGAACAAAUCGUCUCUGCCAUAUCCAAGAGUCCUACUUUUGUAGCUGCCCAGGAAAUCAUUAAGGAAAAAGGGCCCUUGGGCUUGUACGCUGGUUUGGAGAGUGCCUUAUACGGUAUAACCUUGACCAACUUUAUCUAUUACUAUUUUUAUGAACUCACGACCAACUUCUUUUUGACUCCUAGAGCCAAGAAACUGGGCAAAGGAUUGACAGCUAUCCAGUCAAUUAUUGCUGGUGCUGUUGCUGGUGCCAUAACUUGUGUUGGAUCCAAUCCGUUCUGGGUGGCUAACACCAGAAUGAUGACUGAAAAGAACUCAGGAAAGACUAAAAACUCUUCUGCCUUUGCAACAAUCUUGGACAUUAUCGAAAAGGACGGCGUAGGAACCUUGUUCGCCGGUGUACUUCCAGCAUUGGUCUUGGUCAUCAACCCAAUUAUUCAAUAUACCAUAUUUGAACAAAUCAAGAAUGUCAUUGUUGCUAAGAAUGGUGCCAAGUCUUUCACUGCUGGAAAGGCUUUCUUUAUUGGAGCUUUUGGUAAGUUGAUUGCAACUUUCUUGACCUACCCAUACAUCACCUUGAAGGCAAGAAUGCACAUCAAAAAGAGGGCCAAGGACGGUGAAGAAAAGGAAGAAUUAUCGAUGUAUGAGGAAAUCAAGAAAAUCAUCAGAGAAGAAGGAUUGGAAGGUUUGUAUGCUGGUUUGUCCGUCAAAUUAUUCCAAUCGAUCAGUACUGCUGCAUUCCUUUUCUACUUCAAGGAAGAAUUAUUGUCAGGAAGUGUCCAAUUAGUGAACAUAAUUACAAUGUUCAAGGUCAAAAAGCAGAUCAAGCAGUAA
Scheffersomyces stipitis CBS 6054 is the source of this 1005-nucleotide messenger RNA. RefSeq lists its product as uncharacterized. Gene Ontology annotation, molecular function: FAD transmembrane transporter activity; ADP transmembrane transporter activity; FMN transmembrane transporter activity. Lineage: Eukaryota; Fungi; Ascomycota; Pichiomycetes; Serinales; Debaryomycetaceae. The record is from RefSeq and is a predicted model, not a curated record. Bases 1 to 1005 code for a protein of 334 amino acids. The transcript has a single exon. Gene Ontology annotation, cellular component: peroxisomal membrane.